This is a messenger RNA of Salvelinus fontinalis (brook trout), 4266 nucleotides long. RefSeq names its product dynamin-1-like protein. Gene Ontology annotation, biological process: mitochondrial fission. NCBI's taxonomy places the organism in Eukaryota, Metazoa, Chordata, Actinopteri, Salmoniformes, Salmonidae. The record is from RefSeq and is a predicted model, not a curated record. The transcript has 18 exons. Gene Ontology annotation, molecular function: GTPase activity; GTP binding; microtubule binding. Gene Ontology annotation, cellular component: cytoplasm; microtubule; mitochondrion. The coding region runs from base 203 to 2218 and encodes 671 amino acids.
UUUCAAAAAAAUAAAAAAUAAAUCAAUGACAGCCUUGAAAACAACCCGGUUUGUAGUCGCUAAAAAUACAGAUAACGCUAAAUUGUGGAUAAUACAGAACUUCAGUUACUGUAGCUAGCUGUCAUUGCAGUAUGAAGUGAGCACGGUCUUGUUGGAUUGAGAGGAACAUCUUCACCGUGUUAUCCGUGUCCAGUCCUAAGAAAUGGAGACUCUAAUUCCCAUCAUCAAUCGGCUCCAGGAAGUCUUCCUGACAGUGGGGGCAGAGAUCAUCCAGCUGCCUCAGAUAGUGGUGGUUGGCUCGCAGAGCAGCGGCAAGAGUUCUGUGUUGGAGAGCUUGGUUGGAAGGGAUUUUCUGCCUCGGGGAUCAGGCAUAGUCACACGGCGACCCCUAGUGUUGCAGCUGGUGAAUGUGCCUCCAUUGGCAGAGAGGAGACUGCAAGAAAAUGGAAAUGGGGUAAAACAAAAUGCAAACAGCUACCCAGGGAUCAAGGCUGAUGAAUGGGGCACGUUCCUUCAUAGCAAGAACCAGAUUUUCACAGAUUUCUUGGAGAUUCGCAAGGAGAUUGAAGAAGAGACUGAGCGUAGCUCAGGAGGCAACAAGGGAAUCAGCCCUGAGCCCAUCUAUUUGAAGAUUUUCUCUCCUCAUGUCCUCAAUCUCACACUGGUUGAUUUGCCAGGAAUAACCAAGGUUCCGGUUGGAGAUCAGCCAGAGGACAUAGAAGCUCAAGUCCAAGAGAUGAUCCUAUCCUUCAUCUCCAACCCCAACUCCCUUAUCCUCUCAGUGUCUCCUGCCAACUCUGACUUGGCCACCUCUGAUGCCCUCAAACUGGCCCGCGAGGUCGACCCGGAUGGCCGCAGAACACUGCUGGUGAUCAGUAAGCUGGACCUGAUGGACGCAGGGACAGAUGCUCUGGAGGUCUUGCUGGGUCGGGUCAUUCCAGUGCGGCUCGGAAUUGUGGGAGUGGUCAACAGGAGCCAGCAUGACAUCAACACCCAGAAGAGCAUAGAGGACACGGCACGGGACGAGCAGGCCUUCCUCCAGCGCCACUACCCGUCUCUGGCCUCCCGCUGCGGCUCCCGCUACCUGGCUCGCACCCUGAGCCGCCUGCUCAUGCACCACAUCAGGGACUGCUUGCCGGAGCUGAAGAGGCGUGUGACGGUGUUGAGUGCCCAGUACCAGUCCCGGCUCAGCAGCUACGGCCAGCCUGUAGAGGACCACAGCGCCACCCUGCUACAGAUCGUCACCAAGUUCGCCAGCGACUACUGCAACACCAUCGAGGGCACCGCCACGCACAUCCAGACAUCUGAGCUCUGUGGGGGGGCUCGGAUCUGUUACAUAUUCCAUGAGACCUUUGGCCGCACUCUUCAGUCUAUUGACCCCCUGGGGGGCUUGACGGAGCUCGACAUCCUCACUGCAAUCCGCAAUGCUACGGGUCCGCGGCCGGCCCUCUUUGUACCUGAGAUCUCCUUUGAGCUGCUGGUGAAGAGGCAGAUCAAGCGUCUGGAGGAGCCCAGUCUGCGCUGUGUGGAGCUGGUCCACGAGGAGCUGCAGAGAAUCAUCCAGCAUUGCUCCUCCUACAGCACGCAGGAGCUCCUUCGGUUUCCCAAGCUGCACGACUCCAUUGUGGAGGUGGUGACUAGUUUACUCAGGAAGCGCUUGCCCAUUACUAAUGACAUGGUCCACAACUUGGUUCAAAUUGAGCUUGCUUACAUCAACACAAAGCACCCAGACUUUACCGAUGCUGCUCAGGUCUCAGCAUCUGUCAACAGUCAACAGGGCCUGCAGGAUGGAGAUAAAUGCUGGAUGAAUGAGAAGAUGGCUGAGGAGAAGGCACCAGUGGCAGGUUUCAGCAGCCCUGUUAAGGGCCAGGCCAUCAACCUCCUGGACACAGCAGUGCCGGUGUCCCGAAAGCUGAGUUCCCGGGAGCAAAGAGACUGUGAGGUCAUUCAACGCCUCAUCAAAUGCUACUUCCUCAUCGUCCGCAAGAGCAUUCAGGACAGUGUGCCCAAGACGGUGAUGCACUUCCUGGUGAACUUUGUGAAGGAGCGUCUGCAGAGUGAGCUGGUGGGCCAGCUGUACAAACAGAACCUGCUGCAGGGGCUGCUCAUCGAGUCCCAAGACACAGCACAACAGAGGACAGAGGUGGCCCAGAUGCUGGAGGCACUCCAAAAAGCCAGCAACAUCAUCUCAGAGAUCCGGGAGACACACCUGUGGUAGCCCAAUGCAACUGACCGUUCCUGUGUGUGUGUGUGUGUGUGUGUGUUAUGGUAAUGUAUGGCAAUACCACUGAGCUCAUACUGUCCAUUAAACAUCCAGCCGUCCUUUUUGUUUGUCCAGGAUUUGGUCUAUUGUGUCUCACUGAAUAUAGUGAUGAGACCAACACACUCAGGCAGAGCUGGUCCAUUGUGUUGAGAUGUCUUUAAUGUGAAAGAGAACCAUGAUCAAAAACAAUUUUGUUUUUUUUGCAAACAAUCGUCUGUCUAAAUGUCUGUCUUGCCUUUUGGUUGUCAAUGUGUUGUAUAUCAUGUGGAGUAUUACAUUGUUUUCCUGAGUCUUUCUUGCAUCUGAUCAUGACACAGGUUGUGCUGCUGCAUUUGUUUCCAUUGAUUAGGUAUCUGUUACCUGCUUCCAUUGAUUAGGUAUUAGGUAUCUGCUAUCUUUUGUGAAAGGGUGAUCUCAAACCAUGACUGCUUGAUACGCAUGUAACAGUUUCUGAACGUAUGUAGAGUAAGUAUAAUCAGUCAGUAUCAGGUUUCCCCUUGUUUUAAGCAACGUUAUGUAAAGUUGAACAGAGGGUGACAACCCAACCUGAGGUUGAACAGUGGGCGUUGUCUGCAAUGUAAUGUUGAAAUAUGAUCCUGGUCUUCAGGGAUGCUGCAGAGGUUUGGUUUGACCUGGUCUACAGUGAUGCUGCAGAGGUUUGGUUUGACCUGGUCUUCAGGGAUGCUGCAGAGGUUUGGUUUGACCUGGUCUACAGUGAUGCUGCAGAGGUUUGGUUUGACCUGGUCUACAGUGAUGCUGCAGAGGUUUGGUUUGACCUGGUCUACAGGGAUGCUGCAGAGGUUUGGUUUGACCUGGUCUACAGUGAUGCUGCAGAGGUUUGGUUUGACCUGGUCUACAGGGAUGCUGCAGAGGUUUGGUUUGACCUGGUCUACAGUGCGGCUGGGUAUAGUAGUUGUACCCUAGAGCAGACGUAUGUUCUUUACGUGUGUCGCAUUUGUAUCGUUCCAGGUGUACGGUUGCACUGUUUGUGCAUAUUUAAUCCUAUAACAAAGUUGUACGUUCACAACAGAGUACAGUGUUCCUUUUCUCCGUAUGAAGUUUCUAGUCAGACUCUUAUUUCGCAUGUUGUUGGAUAACUGAAACCACAUUUAUGAAUAGCACCCACAAAGAGUUGAAUAGGUGUGUGUGUAUAUAUAUAGAUAUUGUAUAGCUAGCUUGUCAGGAGAUGCAGAAUAGUUGGUUGAGUCCAGCAAUUUGAGGGCCAGGGGUAUAGCGAUUCAUUGUAGAAAGGUACUUAGCCAACGGAAAGUUAAAAUAAUUUUCAAAAUCUCAGAAUGCAUUGAAAUAUUGUACCCCAGUUACACCUCCCCCCCUUAAAUGAACCCAUGUAUGCAGUGUGCCUCAGAGAGAGGGGGCUGUUGCUGGGGUGACACCUCUUCUGAAGACUAUCCCUAGGCCUGUUUCUACCCAGAUGACAGGGAUGUUGGAGGUGUAAGAGACCAACAUUGUUUCUGAUUUGAACUUGUGCAUGCAGCUGUAAUUAUAUUCUCAUUUUGUUGAUGUAGUUCCCCAAGGGAAGUAUGCCCUGCAGCCUUUUAUUUGUGAUUCAGUACCAAUUGCGUGCCGUUAGUGUAUCUUCCAUUUAGAAUUAGAUUCUAAAGUUUCUCAAAUAAUUUAUAGCGUAAGUGUGCAUCGGUUUUUGUAUGUCAUGGAAAUGUUCCCAAAGGAUGAUGAGCAUUAUUCAGAAAGACUAGCCUUAAAGGAACAGGUACCAAGCACCAUCUAGCAGAAACACUGACUUCUAUGUGAUCAAGGAGAGCACGGUGUCUAGUCUGUCUUUCUGAAAGGACUGUGUGUGUGUACGUAUGUGUGAAUGUCUUUUAAGUUUUUCUAUCUGAAUGAGACUGUGUUUUCUAUUUAAAUGUAUAUCUUACAUCUUUACAUACUGCCUGGAAGUGCUUGACUGCCAAUAUUUGUGAUACAUGUAAGUUGAUAGAAUAAAAUCUGUUCAGAUGGGACUCAUUAAACUCUUAACAACAACA